UGGGGGCCAGUAGUAAAAUAUGGAUUCCCAAGCGGAGGAAACUCAGAGACAGCGUGGUGUAAUAGCACAGCUUCUCGCACCUCCUUUUUGCAUGGGCCCGUUCUCCUAUUUUGCUGUUGAUCUCCACAGCUGCCCUCUCUCAUUGGGCACUCAUAAAAGCUCCUCACAUCACAUUCCCUCUCCCCUGCAGGUUUUGGCCCUCCUCAUCAUGGAAGAGCCACCCAUCCAUGAAUGUGGUGAAGCUAACACCACCUCCUCCCCUUCCUCCUCUUGCACCACCACCACCACCACCACCACCACGACUUCCUCCUCCUCCUCCUCCUCCUCCUCCUCUAACUCAUUUUGCUUCACCACCACCAUCACCUCUUGUUGUCCCAAUGCCUCGCCAGAAUUAGGCCAGGAUUCGAAGAUCGGUAAGAAGGCUACCAAGAGCGGCUCCAAGCGAGGUGCGGAGGCGGGCAGCGGCGGCGAGGCUAAGAAGCGCAGCAAGGACGGCAAGCAUCCGACCUACCGCGGCGUGCGAAUGCGCAAUUGGGGCAAAUGGGUGUCGGAAAUCCGAGAGCCAAGGAAGAAGUCGAGGAUCUGGCUUGGGACCUUCGCCACGGCCGAGAUGGCAGCACGAGCCCAUGACGUUGCUGCCCUCGCGAUCAAGGGCCAGUCCGCACACCUCAAUUUCCCCGAGCUGGCCGGCAGGCUCCCCCGACCGGCCACGGCCUCCCCCAAGGACAUCCAGGCCGCGGCUGCUCUCGCUGCGGCGGCCGCAUUUGCUGACUGCGGCCCGUGCCGGGACGCGGCGGUCCCGGCGGCCUCUCGCUCCCCCGCGACCCCGUCUAGCGAUCACGACGAUGCGCUCUUCGACCUGCCGGACCUCCUGCUCGACCUGAGAGAUGAGUUCUGCUACUACUCGUCGACGUGGCUGCCUCCGGCCGAGGAGGACGCCAACGGAUUCCGUCUCGAGGAACCGUUCUUGUGGGAAUUGUGAAACCGCCAAGGAUCUUAAUUACCACAUUUGGCACCAUUUCUAUCUCAGUCCUGAUCAGCAGUCCAAACUAUCAAAAUUAGGCACCGUUUCUCGUCGCUUUGCAGAAGACACAGAUCAAGUCUCAAAAAAUCCUUCGAAAUCUUUCGCUUGUCAGCUUUUCCAGUUGCUCUCCAAAGGAUCUCACAGGGUAAAUCCCUGUAGCUAUUGGCAAGCAGGGUCUUCGUCACCUCUUCAACAUAAAUUAGGCACUGAUAGUUAUGUCUGAUAUAUAUAUAUAUAUAUAUCAAUAUACUUAGCUUCUGCGUGUUAAUAUGUGAAGGCAUGGGUGAUGAUAAGCUUUCAAUUCUGUAUAUCUAUUUGCCUUUCUUUGCUUAAUUUGGAAACCAAUUUACAUUGAAUA
Phoenix dactylifera (date palm) is the source of this 1382-nucleotide messenger RNA. The record is from RefSeq and is a predicted model, not a curated record. NCBI's taxonomy places the organism in Eukaryota, Viridiplantae, Streptophyta, Magnoliopsida, Arecales, Arecaceae.